GUUUCAUUUCGGCCAAUCGACUAACACUUUGUUCGACAGUCGGACAGUCUUCUUUGUCCAUUGGAAAGUGUGCUCAUCUCCGGUUUCAAGGUGUUCUGUUAGACAACAAAAUGGGCGUAUUGUCCACACUGAUCAGAGGCCUGACGAGAGGAGCGGACAGAAUGUCAGAAUUCACCAGCAAGAGAGGUUCUCGGACUCACAACAAAGGCCGAGGUGCCAGACCCAGCGGAGUCAAGCUCCCCAGCAGGAAGUUUGUGUCCAUUCCCGCCAUGAUUCCUGACUUUGUGGUGCCUCAUCUGGACGGAUUUGCACUCAAAGCAUAUGUAUCAUAUCGCUGUCCGAAGGGAAGCGAGCCCCCGAUGACGGCAGAGAGCCUUUUUGCCGAAGUGGCUGCUCCUGGGAUUAAGAAAGACUGGAAUGAAGGAACGUACGAUAAAGAUCGGCUGGAGAAAUACGGAUUUGAAGCCACACAAGACGGGAAGUUGUUCAAACUGUACCCCAAGAACUAUGUGCGUUAAAAUGUGUCUUCUAUGGAUUUGUACUCGCAUUAUCGAGCAGGUCAAUUAAAUAUUUUCAUGAUUUAA
Messenger RNA from Doryrhamphus excisus (bluestripe pipefish), 584 nucleotides. It is a transcript of the gene mrpl41, whose product is annotated as mitochondrial ribosomal protein L41. Gene Ontology annotation, cellular component: mitochondrial large ribosomal subunit. Gene Ontology annotation, biological process: translation. Gene Ontology annotation, molecular function: structural constituent of ribosome. NCBI's taxonomy places the organism in Eukaryota, Metazoa, Chordata, Actinopteri, Syngnathiformes, Syngnathidae. The record is from RefSeq and is a predicted model, not a curated record.